Neoarthrinium moseri is the source of this 1098-nucleotide messenger RNA. RefSeq lists its product as uncharacterized. The record is from RefSeq and is a predicted model, not a curated record. The coding region runs from base 1 to 1098 and encodes 365 amino acids. Gene Ontology annotation, molecular function: dioxygenase activity. Lineage: Eukaryota; Fungi; Ascomycota; Sordariomycetes; Amphisphaeriales; Apiosporaceae. The transcript has 5 exons.
AUGCCUCACGCUACCCCUCAGCUUUACCAAUACUCCCACGUCCAAGAGACUAGGGAAAAUCUGGAAUGGGCAGAUUUGUCGAACAUCGAUCUCUUAAAGUACGGAACCCCUGAAGGCAACACCGAGCUCGCAGAUACCCUCAUCGAGGCUAUCCGGACCAAGGGCUUCUUCUACGUCACCAACUUUGGAAUAUCGCAGGAGAGAGUCGAUAGGCAAUUCGCGCUGGGCCAGGCGUUUUACGAGCUUCCACUCGAGGAGAAGCUCAAGUACACCCCGGACCUCGACUCAGGCGAUUACAAUGGCUACCGGCCUGCCGGGAGGCGGGUGCUGAGCGGCGGCAUCGUUGACAAGACUGAGGUUUGGAACAUGGCUACCAAGGAUGGUCACAUUACUCAACCUAUUCCCCAACUGCUUAAGGAUAACUUGGAAGAAAUUGAGGUCUUCGCCAAGGACCUGCACGACAAGAUUCUCGACCCGCUUAACCAUCUUAUCGCACUGGCGCUGGAGCUGCCGCCCGACUUCUUCACCAAGGUUCACAAGUGGGAGACGCAUGACGAGUCUCACCUGCGGUACAUGAAGUACUCAAAGUUCAGCGAACGCGAGAUCGAGCAGCUGGCCGACGGGCUGUGGUCGCGCGGGCACACGGACUUGGGCACCAUCACUCUGCUAUUCCGGCAGCCAGUGGCCGCGCUGCAAAUCCGCGACCACAAGACUGGCAACUGGAAAUGGGCCAAGCCGCUCGACGGCAGCCUCACGGUCAACACGUGCGACGCCCUCAACUUUCUGACUGGUGGCUACAUCAAAUCUACCGUGCAUCGCGUGUCGGUCCCGCCCAAAGAUCAGCGUCACGUCGACCGCCUCGGUCUAUUGUACUUUGCCCGCCCCCAGAACGACCUCGUGCUCAAGACGAUCGACUCGCCCGUACUGAAGCGCGCCGGCUUCACGCAGAAUGAGUUCGAGCAGGGCGGCCACAAGGUGCCCACGAUGGGAGAGUUCACCACGCUUAAGCAGCAGUGGCAGCAGAGGAAAGGAACCAGCUACGAGUCCUCCGAAGGCCAGCAGAUACUACCGGGUUUCAAGGGCCAGUACUUUGCAUGA